Messenger RNA from Conger conger (European conger), 2382 nucleotides. RefSeq names its product regulatory factor X, 4 (gene rfx4). The transcript has 18 exons. Gene Ontology annotation, molecular function: DNA-binding transcription factor activity, RNA polymerase II-specific; RNA polymerase II cis-regulatory region sequence-specific DNA binding. Gene Ontology annotation, biological process: regulation of transcription by RNA polymerase II. Bases 112 to 2319 code for a protein of 735 amino acids. The record is from RefSeq and is a predicted model, not a curated record. Lineage: Eukaryota; Metazoa; Chordata; Actinopteri; Anguilliformes; Congridae.
CAGGCAGGACUGGAGCGCCGGGCAGCCAGGAGGGAGCGUUGGGGGCCUUGGGGAAACGCACGCGGACAUAUCUCUCCCGGGGAUCCUGCGAGGCUCAGCCCGGGGACGAGGAUGCAUUGUGGGCUGCUGGAGGAGCCAGACAUGGAUUCCACAGAGAGUUGGAUUGAACGCUGUCUGAGCGAAAGCGACAGCAAGCGCUACUCGAGUCAUACCUCCUUAGGGAAUAUGUCCACCGAAGAAAAUGAAGAAAAGGAGAACAACAGAGCCUCGAAACGUCACUCAACUCCUGCUACUUUAGAGUGGCUGGAGGAGAACUACGAGAUGGCGGAGGGUGUGUGUAUCCCGCGCAGCGCCCUGUACAUGCACUACCUGGACUUCUGCGAGAAACACGACUCACAGCCCGUCAACGCUGCCAGCUUCGGCAAGAUAAUGCGUCAGCAGUUUCCGCACCUGACCACGCGCCGGCUCGGGACGAGGGGACAGUCAAAGUACCACUACUACGGCAUCGCGGUGAAGGAGAGCUCGCAGUACUACGACGUGAUGUACUCCAAGAAGGGCGCGGCCUGGGUCACGGAGACGGGCAAGAAGGAGGUGACCAAGCAGACAGUGGCCUAUUCACCGCGCUCCAAACUGGGCACGCUGCUGCCAGAGUUCCCAAAUGUCAAAGACCUAAAUCUGCCCCCCAGUCUGUCAGAGGAGAAGGUCUCCACCUUCAUCAUGAUGUACAGAACGCACUGUCAGAGGAUACUGGACACUGUUAUACGAGCAAACUUCGACGAGGUGCAGUGCUUCCUGCUCCACUUCUGGCAGGGCAUGCCUCCGCACAUGCUCCCGGUGCUGGGCUCCUCCACCGUGGUGAACAUCGUGGGGGUGUGCGACUCCAUCCUGUACAAGGCCAUCUCCGGGGUCCUAAUGCCCACCGUGCUGCAGGCCCUGCCCGACAGUUUGACGCAGGUGAUCCGGAAGUUUGCCAAACAGCUGGACGAGUGGCUGAAGGUGGCUCUACACGACCUGCCAGAGAACCUGCGGAACAUCAAGUUUGAGCUGUCGAGGAGAUUUUCGCAGAUUCUAAGACGGCAAACAUCUUUAAACCAUCUUUGUCAGGCCUCCCGAACUGUUAUCCACAGCGCGGACAUCACCUUCCAGAUGCUGGAGGACUGGAGGAACGUGGACCUGAACAGCAUCACCAAGCAAACGCUGUACACCAUGGAGGACUCGCGCGAAGAGCAGCGGAGGCUCAUUAUCCAGCUGUACCAGGAGUUUGACCGGCUGCUGGAAGAACAGUCUCCGAUUGAGGCCUACAUCGAGUGGCUGGACUCCAUGGUGGACCGCUGUGUGGUGAAGGUGUCGGGGAAGAGGGCUGGGUGCCUGAAGAAGCUGGCUCAGCAGUUUCUGCUCAUGUGGUCGUGUUUCGGCACCAGAGUGAUCCGGGACAUGACCCUGCACAGCGCCCCCAGCUUCGGGUCCUUUCACCUCAUCCACCUCAUGUUCGAUGACUACGUGCUGUACCUGCUGGAGUCUCUGCACUGCCAGGAGAGGGCCAACGAGCUCAUGAGGGCCAUGAGGGGAGACGCCAGCACAGCAGACAAGCCCGAGGAGAUGAUGCUGAUGCUGGAGGCCACGCCCCCGCCGGCGUCCCCGGUCCCCUACUCUCCCGCCAAGUCCGUCACGUCCGCGGUGGGCCCCGCCUCUCAGUCCCCUGGGGCCACGCAGUCACCUGACUACCCCGGCGUCACGGCAACCACAGGCGGCGUUCAGUCAUAUACCUGGUCCCUUACGUACACAGUGACGACGUCGGGAGCCACGCCCGGCGACGGAGGCCAGCAGCUGUCCUGCAUGCGCGGUGGCCCCGCCCCCCCCACCACCCCCGCCCCCAGGCUGCCCGUCUACACCCACCGGGAUGAGCACGGGUACACCGGCUACAACUACACCAGUUACUCCAACCAGCACCACACCCCCAUCCAGACCCAGUACCCCGCCCUGCACCAUGAGGCUGGAAUAACCGCCCCCCUCCACUACCCCGCCUACCACCGCUCCUCCCCCCAGUACCCGCUGAACAGCCAGAUGACCCGCAUGGACCCGUGUCUGAUGGGAGGCACGCCCCGGCUGCACCCCGCCCCGGUGGCGCCCCGCUGGGCCGACGUCUCUCCCGCAGGGGGCUGCUACAGCAGCACCCCCGUACCCAGCUCCCGCUACCCCCCCGCGGGAGAGCUGUACUCCCCCCUGGCCCCCCGGAGGAACUCUGAGUACGAGCACGUGCAGCACUUCCCCGGGUUCGCCUACAUCAACGGAGAGGCCACGGCCGGCUGGGCCAAGUGAUCAACGCGCCUUUCCGCCAACCCCCACCAGUCACUUACCGCCAACCCCCACCAGUCACUUUCC